AUGGUUCGUGCAUGGGGUAGAGUUUAUAUAUGGUUUAUGGGCAUUCCCGCGCGUGAAAUAAGAUUGGUGGAAGACUGUACUAUUUCGCUGCGCGUCAUGGCAGUGCUUUUGAUUCCAAUGCAGAUGAUGUCGUACAUUUUUCUUGAAACCCGAGUCUUAUGCAGACAUAGAGAGAUUGCAGAGCCUGUGGGUUUUCCAGGUGUUAAGUUCAUGGAACUGGUGCCAAUACUGGACUUACUGUUUGUCCUGGUGGAUGACAAUCAUUUGGUUCUGGGCAGGUCUGCCACGCCCGUGCAUCCUUGUAGAAACCAAGUCUUUGCAUUUUACUGGUAUAAUUUCAAGGCGUUUUCAAGAUGA
Durusdinium trenchii is the source of this 357-nucleotide messenger RNA. The record is from the annotation of a GenBank genome assembly. NCBI's taxonomy places the organism in Eukaryota, Dinophyceae, Suessiales, Symbiodiniaceae.